Molecule: messenger RNA, 686 nt
Organism: Plectropomus leopardus (leopard coralgrouper)
Lineage: Eukaryota; Metazoa; Chordata; Actinopteri; Perciformes; Serranidae
Source: RefSeq, a predicted model, not a curated record
UCAGUGGACGGAGGAGGACGAGAUCGCAGACUACAAGAAGAACCAGGAGUGGAUGGACGAGUGUAUGGACGGGAUGUUUGAGAAGUGGUACGACAAAAUCGACGAAGAGGACUCCACGGAGGACAGGAGAAAGAUGCACAUGUUCAUUGCUCGUUACUGUGACCUGCUGAACGUUGUGAUCUCCUGCGACGGCUGUGAGAGGAUGGCGCCUUGGCACCGAUACCGAUGUCUGCAGUGCAUGGACAUGGACCUCUGCAAGACCUGCUUCCUCAGUGGUGCCAAGCCCGAGGGCCACGAGGACGACCAUGAGAUGGUGAACAUGGAGUACGCGUGCGACCACUGUCAGGGGCUCAUCGUUGGCAGCAGGAUCAACUGUAACGUCUGCGAAGACUUUGACCUGUGCUUCGGAUGUUACAACGCAAAGAAGUAUCCCGACAGCCAUCUGCCCACCCAUCGGAUCACCGUGUACCCCAUGGUGACCAUACGGAUCAGUGACCGUCACCGCCUCAUCCAGCCCUACAUCCACAACUACUCGUGGCUGCUGUUCGCCGCUCUGGCGCUCUACACGUCGGAGCUGAGCAGUCAGAAGCAGGCGGAGGGAGACGCUCUGGAGCAGGCGUCCGCCCUGCAGACGCACUGCUCCCAGCUCAUCACCGACUGUCUGCUGAAGGGCCAGAGCGGCAAAG